AUGGCUUCCUGGUUUGAGAGAGUAGCUGGCUUUCUAACUGUGGGAGAUCUAGCCUUAGACACCUCCUUGUGGAAUGUUAUGGAUGACUUCUUUGACACAGCCUUGGUUAUUUCCACGAGUAGUAGUAAAGGGAGAACUCAGAUGUUAGAUUCCUUCUUACUCACCUUAGGAUCCCUGGUGACAGAAAAGACUGUACACCAUCAGAUUCAAAGGGAGGUUCUGAGGACUCUGAACUCUAUUUUGCAUGCUGUACCCUGCCAAGAAAGAAGGCAGCUCCCUUUGUCAGAAGAAUGGGCUCGGUUCAUGAAUGACCUCGCAAGGACAGUCUUGACUGAGGGUGAUUAUGACCAACAGAUCACUCUUUGUGAAACAUUGUGUAGACUGACAACAAAAAGAUCGAGGAGUGACUUUGUCCAGCAGUGGUUUGAAGAUAACACCAUUGCUGAUGCUUUCAAAAAAAUUAAGGAUCCAGAGUUUGACACGGAUGGUAGACUGUUUCUCAAUUACCUAAACAACAGACUUGGUGACCAAAGAAGGGUCUAUUCGUUUCCAUGUAUUGCUGCUUUUGCUGAUGGGCAUGAGAUGAAAAAACCAGCAGACGAAAAACUAGAAAAAUUUUGGAUUGAUUUCAACGAAGGAAGUCAGAGUAUUACUUUUUAUAUAGCUAAUACUGAGAGUGUUCUGUGGGACCCAGUAAGACUUUCAAAAGAAGCAGUGGCUAAUUUCAGCAUAAUAGAAACUACAAAGAAAAAGAGGCUGAUUAUUAACCUGGAGAAGCCCAUAAGGAUCAGUAAUAGAGAAGUGAUGAAAGUAGAAAUCCAUUUUGACUUACAAUUUAACAUAUCACAGGCUUCUGUUCGUGCUUUCGGAGAAGACAAACAGAUGUUGCCUGACCAGACAGAAAUGUCCUCAGAGCAUUUAAUGAAAUUUGAGAAUGGUCAAACCAAGGUUCCUACCAACUGUGAAAAAGAGACAGGUGAGGCAGAGGAAGCCACUGAGUUAGCAGAGUCAAGGGGUGCUGGAUAUGACCGCUGCCUGAUAACUCUCUCCUUAAGUGACCUCAAUGAAUUUAACCAAGUAAAUACAGCUGAUCGUUCACCUGAAGAAUUGGAACUGAAAGAGACACACAGAGGAAAGACUUCAGAAAGCGAAGGCUCGGAUUCUUCAGAUUUACAAGAAUCAUCAGUAAAAAUUCAGACUCCCACAUUAUAUGAAAAAUCAAAGGCACAUUCUGCUUCCAAGGGUGACAGAAGGCAAGAAAAACAGAUGUCGUUUAAUUAUAGGAAACAUAUCUUCUUGGAAAAUGAUCACAGUUCAAGCUCUGAAACCAGUGAACAGUCUUGGAUCAAUAACCAAAAAUGGAAAUCCCUAACACCAUAUCCAGGUAGAAAAAAGACAACCAAGAGUAAACUAAGAAUCUUGCCGCUUUUCCUUUCCAGUAGUGGAAGUGAUCAUGAGAAAGACCAGCCUAAACUUGUAACACCACCAGGAAAAUACACUUACAAGCAAAAUAAUGCCAAACCUUCAAAAGUGUCUAGAACACAGUUGCAGAGUGGAUCUUCAGUUUUAACUCCUGGAGAUUCUGGGCAGAAAACAGACCUCCAGAGUCCCCCCCAGCUGGGUGAGCUCUCUUCCCUGGAACACUCAGAAGUGGAGGAAAAUGUAUCUGAGACUGUGAACCAAGAAUCACUGAUGAAACAUAAACACAAACUGCAAACCCUGGAAGACAGUGCAGAUGAUAGUUCUGCAGAGUGGAAAAAGUCAAAGUUGGAAGAAGGAGAUGCUCUAGGGUCCAUUCCCUUAAUGACAGAAGAAACAGACUUGGAAGAACUCACGUCAGAGAGCGCAAAUGAUUCUGCCCUUAUUCUAGCCUUCGAAAACUUCACUGGAGAACUGAAAAGAAGAUUCCAGCUUAAACAGGAGAGGAGUCUACUUUAUUCGAACACUGCACAGCAAAUACAAGAACGCCUGAAAAGACUUUUAAGCAAGAUCCAUCAGUGGAAGUAA
Messenger RNA from Erinaceus europaeus (western European hedgehog), 2007 nucleotides. It is a transcript of the gene SYCP2L, whose product is annotated as synaptonemal complex protein 2 like. NCBI's taxonomy places the organism in Eukaryota, Metazoa, Chordata, Mammalia, Eulipotyphla, Erinaceidae. The transcript has 24 exons. The record is from RefSeq and is a predicted model, not a curated record. The coding region runs from base 1 to 2007 and encodes 668 amino acids.